Danaus chrysippus (African queen) is the source of this 531-nucleotide messenger RNA. The record is from the annotation of a GenBank genome assembly. Lineage: Eukaryota; Metazoa; Arthropoda; Insecta; Lepidoptera; Nymphalidae.
AUGUCAUCGUCUGUAGCUGUAGUGCGUGUGCGGAGGCGUCCAGCGCCUCUGGUCCCAGCCGUUCGCUGGUCGACAGCUUGCCUACCACAACAGCCCGCACAUCACAUAAAGUUCCACGGCUUUAUAGAAACACCGAAACACUAUUUCAAUUUACGUCUCCGAAAAUUUUUCGUAACACAGACUCUCAGCAUAGUUUUGGGUACAUCCAGUCGGGUUCAGCAUGCAGAGUACAGCGCACUCCCUGCGGAUAAGACGAAACGUACACAUAAGGAUCGCGCGGCCGGAGCUCGCUCGGUUCGAGGACACGCGUGUGAGUGUGCGGAUUUCGAUAGCGGGGUCGAUGAACCGCCGAAAGGGAUUUUGUUAAAAGCAGCGAAGUCAGUGUUAGGAUGGGUUGCAGUAAUGGCUCUGGGUAGCGCGGUUGCGUGUGUGGCCCGAUGGAGGGGAACUAGUCAUCGCGGGCGCAAAACUGGGUCAGCCACAUGCGCACGCGCAGUUCUUCAUGACCGCGCAACAACUGCUAUAUACUAG